Rhodofomes roseus is the source of this 2028-nucleotide messenger RNA. RefSeq lists its product as uncharacterized. The transcript has 4 exons. The record is from RefSeq and is a predicted model, not a curated record. The coding region runs from base 203 to 1555 and encodes 450 amino acids. NCBI's taxonomy places the organism in Eukaryota, Fungi, Basidiomycota, Agaricomycetes, Polyporales, Fomitopsidaceae.
GGCCACACCUGGCCACACCCGCUCUGACUCACCACUGGCACCCGCUCUUCACUCCGUAUCGCGAGCUCAAAGUCUCUUUGACAACGUUUGCUUACCCACCUCAUAAGGAAAUAAAAACCGGUGGAGGACAGGGAGCCUGAGCCACUCUGACCGACUCGGAGACGAACACAACGCUUUAGAAUUCCCGUUGAGCAUAGUUGUCAUGAUUUUAACUCCCUCUGUGGCGCCGCCGACAGCGUUCAUCUCUACCACCCCCACGCAGGGCACGCGAUCAUCGGUGCCCGCGCAACUACCCCUCAGUCAGGCAUCUGUGAAGGCUUCGACCCACGAAGAUCAGCCUCAACUCUCACACGUCAGUCUAUCACAGCUCAGAAUCCCGUCCCUGCUUUUGGAGGCACCGACCAUCACACAUACCAUGGCUGCGACUCUGGCUAUGUCGCUGCUAGGCCACACGCUGUUUCUCAAAAGCCAAGUCCCUUUCCCUGUGGUACAGCUAGCCCGAAUGCCAGGCGGGCCAUCUGACUCUCGCGCAGCCAGGCGGAGAAACGACCUCCUCGCUGCAAUUGACACACUCUCGUCUCAUAUGCAAACUACAUUUACAGCUUUAUCGACCGCUCUUGCACGGAAAAGGUCCAGCGGCGAAGACACAUCUUCGCCUUCCACGGGAACCGCGCAUCUUGCUUUUGUUCUCGGGCCGAGCGUCGGGGCUGCGCGCGCACGAAUCAUAUACACCGUCGAUGGCCUAGAGGUGAAAGUGUGGGGCGAGCGCGAUGAUUCUCCUGGUCCGUCGAGCCAUCCAGGAGCGAAGAGUGUCCAUGGUGGGGACAAGGAUGGAGAGGAGGAGGAGGACGGAGAGGAGGAGGAGGAGGAAUACGACGACGAAGAUGAGGAAGAUUUGGAAAGCGGAGACGAGUCUGACAACACUGACAGUCCAGAGGAGAGCGAUGAAGAAGCCGCAUCCGAACCGCCACUGUCUCGAUCACCUUCACCUUCACCUUCACCUUCACUACCAGCUUCUGAAUCCCAACCGCACGCGCCUUCACCGACACAGGGCUUAUCGGAGAAUGUGGCUCCUCUACCAGCACCCCGGCGUGCAACGGCAUCACCUCCAGCCCAGGUACAGAGUCAGACGUACGCAGAAGAACAGCAAGCACUGCGGAAUGCCGAGCGUCUGCUGUCACGCACUCUCGCGAAUGCAUGUGCAGAGGACAGCGGAGGCAUAUCUUCCGAGCUUGCGCCGACGCAAACCCACGUAUUGCUCCGUGCACCCAGACGCUUCGCGCACCCUGCAUGGAUCCCAAGGCAGAACCUCACGCGCUCACUCGAAGGUACACUUCAGUCUUUCCUCGACGCCGCGUACGCUACGGGCGGCAAUGUACCUCCCAAGAAGAAGGUUUUUGCGAAGGGUGUCAAGACGGAGGGUGUCUGGGUAGGGUGCCAUGGCUCGGAUGUCGCUGGGAGCAUGCACCUCGGGGGCGACGGCGAGGAGGAUGAGGAGGAUGAAAUGAUCUGGUGGGUGUGGGAUGGGAAGAUCGUGGGCUUCUCAGACUGGUGAACAUCAUUGUAUGCGUGAGCCUGAGCAUCUGUUGCCAGUUCGGACCCGGACUGCCUGCCGGCGCCGUGGGGGAUUCAGAAGGCUUGGAAGUCUCAGGCUGUCUGAGCACCCAACACCGUCGUCACGCACACAUAUUCACUGUCUAUACCGAUACCUUGCAUCCACGAACGAACCAGUACCGUAUUCUCUACUGCUGCGGCUCUGCAUGAACUUCGAGCUUUCCAGGCGAGGAACGGUGAACCCGGACCGCCAGUACCCGGAGUGACUGUCGAGUACAAAUGUUAGAGCAGACGACAGUCACAUAAAGCAUACUAUCCGAGUCAACGUCGACUUCCCAACUUUGUCUCUUUGCAUAACUUCGCCGUCUUCAUAUCGCCAUCUGCCCUUGGACUGGUCACUGCCCUGCAUCGCCCUUGAUGUGGCUCACGAUUGCACGCGGCAGGCAGGGUUCAAUAUUUUAUGGCCGUCGUACC